AUUUACUCAAAAUUUAAUUGAAGAUUUAAUAUUUUCAAAAGGAACCAUGGUGGAAGGCUUCUAUUUAUACUAGCCAAUCAGUUAUUGUGGGAUCAAAAAAAAUUGCCACCUCAAAAAUGGAGUACGGAUUGAAUGCCAUAACGCUUUCCUCGCUGCUGCUCUUUCUUUUAACACUUGAGUCGAGCUUCAUAACUCUUUCGCAAUCUAAAUCAAUCGUCAAAACCCUUCCUGGAUAUCCUGGUCAACUUCCAUUCAAGCUCGAAACGGGUUAUGUGGGAAUAGGAGAGAAGGAAGAAGCACAGUUUUUCUACUACUUUGUUGAAUCAGAACGAAAUCCAGAAGAAGACCCGCUGAUAUUUUAUCUUACCGGAGGUCCUGGUUGUUCUGCUGUCAUUACGUUCUUCUAUCAAAUCGGUCCACUUAGUUUUAACUUUGAGAACGCUCCUGAAAACAUCACAUUAUCAUUAAAUCCAAACUCGUGGACAAAGAUGGCGAAUGUCAUAUUCGUUGAUAUGCCUGCUGGCACUGGAUUCUCGUAUGCCACAUCUAAAGAAGGAUGGAUUAGUAGCGAUAGCAUUGUGGUCAAACAAUCUAUUGAUUUUCUUAGAAAGUUUCUUAUCGAUCAUCCUAAAUUUUCAAAAAAUCCACUAUACAUAUCGGGCAUUUCUUAUAUGGGCAUUGUCACACCUAUCGUUACUUUGGAAGCGUACAAUGCUAACGAACGUGGUGAUCAACCUCCAAUGAAUAUUCAAGGUUACAUUCUUUGCAGUCCUCUUACUAACAAGUUCAUGGACUUUAAUUCUAGAGUUGAAUAUAGUCAUCGUAUGGCACUUAUAUCCGAUGACAUUUAUAAGGAUGCAAUAGAAAAUUGUCAUGGUAAUUACGUAAACAAAAAUGUUGCCAAUUCGGUAUGCGUAAAUAGUCUUAAAAGAUACGAAGAGUGCACAAGUGGGUUAAAUAUUGAAGAUAUCUUGGAGCCACUUUGUAAUAAAUCAGAUCUAAAGCCAUAUUGUCGAGAGUACUAUUAUGAUUUUGCAGCGGAUUGGGCAAAUGAUGAAGCUGUGCAACAAGCUCUCAACAUUCGACAGGAAACGAUUGGAAAAUGGGAGUUCUUCAACACAACAAUGCAUUACACUGAAGGAAAAAAUGACACAUUUUGUUAUGCUUAUGAUAUCUUUAGUAGUUUUGAAUACCAUAAGAAACUUGUUAGAAAAAAUUGUCGAGCUUUGAUCUUUAGCGGUGAUCAUGACAUGACAUUUCCAUAUGUUGGAAUCGAGCAAUGGAUAGUUGCUCUUAAUCUUAAAGUCGUGAUCCCAUGGAAGCCAUUCUAUGUAAACAAUCAAGUCGGAGGAUAUGAAAUGACAUAUGCGCAAAAUGAUUUCUCAUUAACAUUUGCUACAGUCAAAGGUGCGGGUCAUUCUGUGGCACAAUACAAGCCAAAAGAAGCAAUGGUUCUAACUGAGAGGUGGCUUGCUUUAAAAAGUUACUUAGGUGAUAUGUAGCAAUGAUUUAAGUUUAUGAUCAACGUUUGUGAAAGUUUGAUUUUAAUCUAUUUUGAUGUUGUAAUCGAGAGAGAAUGAUUCAUUGAUGUUGAAUAAUGAGUUGAUUUUCAUCUCUUUUGAUGUUAUAAUCAAAAGAGAAGGAUUCAUUGAUGUUGAAUAAUGACGAGUUGGUUUAAAAUAAGAUGGCAUUUAUUGG
Messenger RNA from Lactuca saligna, 1698 nucleotides. The record is from the annotation of a GenBank genome assembly. NCBI's taxonomy places the organism in Eukaryota, Viridiplantae, Streptophyta, Magnoliopsida, Asterales, Asteraceae.